Patiria miniata (bat star) is the source of this 4469-nucleotide messenger RNA. Its product is annotated as mucin-5AC-like. The record is from RefSeq and is a predicted model, not a curated record. Lineage: Eukaryota; Metazoa; Echinodermata; Asteroidea; Valvatida; Asterinidae. The coding region runs from base 99 to 3494 and encodes 1131 amino acids. The transcript has 15 exons.
AACGGCGGAGUUCAGAUGCGCUCUUUGUGGCCUUUUUGUUUCUUCUCGUAACAGUCCCAGUGCCAACAGUCUCAGUAGGAAAUCAAACAACAGCAACAAUGACUGGCGGACAAACCAACAACACAGGAGCACCAACCGAGGAUCCAGGAACAACCCAAAGUCCAACAAUAACCAACGAUCAAGGAGCAUCAACCAACGACACAGGAGCACCAACCGAGGAUCCAGGAACAUCCCCAACUCCAGGACCAACCAACACUCCAGGACCAACCCCAACUCCAGGACCAACCAACACUCCAGGAACACCCCCAGCUCCAGCAACAACCAACGACCCAGGAACACCCCCAACUCCAGGACAAACCAACGACCCAGGAACACCCCCAACUGCAGGACCAACCAACACUCCAGGAACACCCCCAGCUCCAGCAACAACCAACGACCCAGGAACACCCCCAACUCCAGGACCAACCAACACUCCAGGAACACCCCCAGCUCCAGCAACAACCAACGACCCAGGAACACCCCCAACUCCAGGACAAACCAACGACCCAGGAACACCCCCAACUCCAGGACCAACCAACACUCCAGGAACACCCCCAGCUCCAGCAACAACCAACGACCCAGGAACAACCCCAGCUCCAGCAACAACCAACGACCCAGGAACACCCCCAACUCCAGGAGCAACCAACACUCCAGGAACACCCCCAGCUCCAGCAACAACGAAUGCUCCAGGAACACCUCCAACUCCAGGACAAACCAAUGCUCCAGGAACAACCCCAACUCCAGAACAAACCAACGCUCCAGGACCAACAGACACUCCAGGACCAACCAAUGCUCCAGGACAAACUAAUGCUCCAGGACAAACCAACGCUGCAGGACAAACUGACGCUCCAGGACAAACAGACACUCCAGGACCAACCAAUGCUCCAGGACAAACUGACGCUCCAGGACAAACCGACACUCCAGGACAAACCAACGCUGCAGGACAAACUGACGCUGCAGGACAAACCGACGCUCCAGGACAAACCGACGCUCCAGGGCAAACCGACGCUCCAGGACAAACCGACGCUCCAGGACAAACUGAUGCUCCAGGACAAACCGACGCUCCAGGACAAACCGACGCUCCAGGACAAACUGAUGCUCCAGGACAAACUGAAGCUCCAGGACAAACCGACGCUCCAGGACAAACUGAUGCUCCAGGACAAACCGACGCUCCAGGACAAACCGACGCUCCAGGACAAACUGAUGCUCCAGGACAAACCGACGCUCCAGGACAAACCAAUGCUCCAGGAACAACCACAUGUGCAACACCAACUGUGACUGUGCCAACAGUCGAUGGGAAGUGUUUAGCUGUUGGUGCAACCACGCUUGAUGUGACUUGGAACGCUGUAACUGCCACCAAUGCUGAGGGUGCAAGCAUCACCUGUACUGAUUCUGGAGGCGGAACUGGAGUGACGACCACUGGUGGCACCUUUGGGGCAGGAUCACACACAAUAACGUGCAGCGUUACCAAUUCUGGCGGUUGCUCUGGCUCCAAUACCUUCACAUUUAGCGUAGCAGCAACACCAACUGUGAAUGUGCCUACUGUCAGUGUGCAGUGUUUAGUGGCUAGUGAAGCUACACUUUCGGUCACUUGGGACGCUGUAACUGCCAUCGAUGCUGGGGGAGCAAGCAUCACCUGUGCUGAUUCUGGAAGCGGAGCUGGAGUGAUGACCACUGGUGGCACCUUUGAAGCGGGAUCACAUACAAUCGUAUGCAGUGUAACCAAUUCCGACGGUUGCUUGGGCUCCAAUACCUUCACAUUUGACGUAUCAGCAACACCAACUGUGAUUGUGCCUACUGUCAGUGUGCAGUGUUUAGUGGCUAGUGAAGCUACACUUUCGGUCACUUGGACCGCUGUGACUGCUACCGAUGCUGGGGGUGAAAGCAUCACUUGUGCUGAUUCUGGAGGCGGGACUGGAGUGACGACCACUGGAGGCACCUUUGGAGCAGGAUCACACACAAUCACGUGCAGCGUUACUUCCAAUGGUUGCACAGGCUCAAACAGCUUCACAUUUCUCGUAGCAGCACCAACUGUGAAUGUGCCGAGUGUCGACUCACAGAGUUUACCAGUUGGUGCAACUACACUUGCUGUGAAUUGGAUCCUUGUAACUGCCACCAAUGCUGAGGGUGCAAGCAUCACUUGUACUGAUUCUGGAGGCGGAACUGGAGUGACGACCUCAGGUGGCACCUUUGGAGUAGGAUCCCACACAAUCACGUGCAUGUUUUCCCAAUCUGCUAGUUGCUCUGCCUCCAAUACCUUCACAUUUGACGUAUCAGGCUGCGAGCUGUCCGCAUCCAGUUGCCUGAAUGGAGGCGCAUUCGAUGCAAAUUUCUGCCAGUGUGUUUGUCCGUCUGCUUUUUCUGGACCAACUUGUGCAGUUGCCAGUCCCUGUAUGGCGUCAAACCCGCCAUGCUCAGGUACUGGGAUGUUCUGUCAACCUGCUACCAACACUGACGGCUACACUUGCGAAUGCAAUGGGUUUGAACAAUAUUUUCGCCAGAGUGAUGAUACAUGUGCACAACCCGAGGCUACACUCCAAUUAGGCCUGUCAAUAGACAAGGAGUUCAUAAGUGCCUACAACAAUCCAUCGUCUGCUGCAUUCAAGAAUCUUGCCGCAAUGAUUAUCUCAGCGCUCCUGGAAGCACUGCAGGGACAGGGUGUGACAGCGGUAAUAGUUUUGAGCUUAGAACCUGGCAGUGUGGUCGCACAAACGGCACUAGCAUUCGAAGGGCAGCAGGAACCAUCGGUGGAGGCCGUUAGCAAUACAAUAGUGAUGGAUGGACUGGGCGACGCCCUACCUGUUGUCCAGGGCUCUGUCAGUGUCAGCAACACAUCAAUGGUAUCAGACUGCACACAAGAUGGUUGUAUGAAUGGCGGAGUAUGCCAGCCGUCAGGCUUCACCCCUCAGCAAGUUUGCAGUUGCCCAGCAUCAUUUACUGGUGCGCGGUGCGAGACUGCAGUACCCACGUCACUACCGGAAACGACAGCCCCAGAGACUACGGCAGCCCCAGGAGGUGGUUUGACACCUGCAGUUACAGCCGUCAUCGUAGUCGUGUGUGUUGUGCUCCUGUUGGUGAUAGUAGGAAUCACCCUGUUUUUCUGCAUGGUAAUGAGGCGUCAGUACCUUAUGAAGGAUCAAAUCUACCGUCAGCCAAGUAGACAGUUCCAACCUAGAAGGAGACCCUUUGAUUUUGAAGAUCGCAGAGAUCGCAGGUUUACCUUUGAUGAUGACUACAGUGUAGCUGACUACAGGGAGGAAGACAUGCGGAUGAAUCGUCUCGCUCAUGUCAUGAGCCGGUCACCUUACCAACAGACUAUGCAGGAUCGUCCACAGUUCAUCCGACCAUACAUGGUUACUGGACACGAGGCAUUGGAACUCUACCAAGAUGACUUAGCGCUUGAUGAAAGGGCUCAUGCAGGCCGCGUGGUCUACAAUCCUGCCAUCUACUACUAAACCACGUCACUGGCCACAUCUUUCAUAGCUGCAGAUGCAGCUCUGUGACAGAAGAGAAGUUCAAGUUCAAGUAGAAAAUUAAUACUCGCACAUACAGGGUGACCCCCCCAAAAAAGUUGUGCAGGCAGACAUUUUUACAUUUCUCAAAAUAUACUCAACAUCAGCAGUUCGUGUUGAUGGAGUAUAUUGUUUGUACUCUUGUGUGUAUAAUCACAGCGGAAAUUGGACGGAAACUCCAUCCGUGAAAACCAGAGAUAAAAUAUUUUUGUAAACGGCAGUUGUGUUGUUCACCCGUUCCAAUGCGAUUUGCACAGGUAAUGAAAAGACCCAUUGCUGAGUACCAGUUGAGCCAUUUCCAAUUCAAUGUCUAAUUCCCAUUGAAAUGGUUGAAAACACACAUAUCCUUUUAUAAUAUGUUCUAGUACAGCUCUGGUAUGCAUUAAUGGGUGUCCAUGACAUUUUCACUGAUUAUACACAAGAGUAAAAUUAAUGUGCUCCAUCAAAGUGAAAUACUCAUGUUAGGUACUUUUUGAGAGAAGUAAAGAUAUCUGCCGGCACUACUUUUUCCGGUUCACCCUGUUUGCAUUCACCCAAUCUGAUUCCGUGUCCCUCUCCCUUAUUCUUGAUUUGAGGUGUUUUCUGUAGGAAAAAGACACAGCAAACGGCCGUUUUUUGAAACUAACCUCUCACUUCAACAUUUAUCUCUGUUGAAACUUAUUUUGGAUCUGGUAAAGUGUUUUUUAUUUAACCCUUCUUUCGUGAUUUAAAUUUCAUACACUCAUCCCUAUACCAGAAGGAGGCAUUUACUGAUGCGAAAUAAAACACUGAACAUUCAGUACUAUUUGUGGUCGUCUUCAACUGUUCACCAAUAUCAUUAGAUAAAGAGAUAAACAGAUUUGUAUUCAAUACAGGGUGAGUAAAAAAACCCGAAACCCAAAUGUCCAACUUGCUUUAGUGAAGUUCUGCAUGUAGCAC